AUGGCCAGUCUCGUGUGUUUUGAUACCAGCAUGCGCUCGCCUCUUCUUCUCCCUCUGUCCACACUACCAAAACGCACAUGCAUCCAGGCUUUUGAGAAUCAUGAGCGAUCCACUCAGUGUAGCCGGGACCGUGGCUGGGCUGGUCUCGCUGGCGAUUCAGCUAUCCCAAGUCAGUUAUCAGAACUGUCAGCUUUGACAUCCAUCCUCCUCCGACUGCAGACAGCCGGCGAGGCGCAAGAACAAGAUCUGGUUCAUGAAAUCAUAGGACCAAACGGACUCAAGGAUGCGGUGAGCGACUGCAUCAGGGACUUGCGGCAGCUCAAGGCCAAGCUAGAAGGGAAGUUAGCAAAGGAAGGAGUGAUAGGCAAGCUGAAUAUGUUGGCAUGGCCCUUUUCCGAGACGGACACGCAAAAGAAGGUGGACAUGCUUCAUCGCUACCAUGGCAUUUUUUCCUCAGCAUUGAUGGCAGAUAAUUUCACGGUCUCUAUUGCGAGUUAUCGCGAGCUCCGUGGACAGCGGCAAGAGAACGAGUUCAAGCAGGUUCUUGACUGGUUUCGGCCCCUUUCUAGACCACAGCAGGCUGGAAGUAUCAGCGAGCAACAGUGCCCCGGCACUGGCUCAACCUUUUUGGAACGAAAGGAGUAUCUCAAUUGGCGAGACGGACUAGAGACGUGCCUCUGGGUAACUGGGCAACCCGGUGCUGGAAAAACAAUGCUAUCGACGAUUAUCCUGGAUGACAUACAUGCAUCUACUCCGAAAGAUGCUAUCGUAUCCUAUCACUUCUUCCGGGCGGAUAACGACGAAGACUCUCUGCAGGACUUCCUCCGCCAUCUCGUAUUCCAAGGCCUAAACCAAUGCAGGGACAUGAUACCCGAGGCCGCUGAAAUGCAUAGAAUCCAUGCCGCAUCUAGUGCCGAUCCUUUACCAAAGGAUCUGGUCCACCUUCUGACAGCGAUUUACAAGCGUUUCUCGGUUGUAUACAUGGUGCUAGAUGGCUUGGAUGAGUGCCACUACCUGCCGAAACUAGCCCGACAACUAUCCACGCUACGAGCCGCCGGGAUCAAAAUUCUUCUCACAAGCCGUAGCAUUCCAGAUGUGAGAAAGCAUCUAGAAGGAUGGCACCAAAUGGAUGUGAGGCCUGACCGGUGUGAUAUUUCUCUGUACGUCGACUGGAGACUUCAGGAAGACGCCGAGGUCGAGUAUGACGGUCUGGAAGACAAAUUGAAGGAAGACAUAGUUCUGAGGUUGUUUGAACAUGCAGAUGGCUCGUUCCUCCUUGUUCGUCUUUUGAUGGACAAUAUCUCCAGUUUCACAACCAUCAAGAAGAUUCGAAGGUUCCUUGAGGCUCUACCAUCGGAUCACCAAGAAGCAUACCAGCGCACUUUCGACCGUAUCAUGAAGCAGAACGCUGGCCGACGCGAGCUUGCAUUGAAGGCCCUAAACUGGGUUUCCAACACCAAGAGAGCUCUCACCAUGGCGGAGCUUCAGUAUGCUAUGGCAGUAGAGAACAGCGACGAUGUUGUUAGUGAGGAGGAUCUUGAAAGCCCAAAAUCCAUCCUGUCUUCGUGUCUUGGAAUUAUACGAUUAUCCAAAACCGAUCAGAACGUUGAAUUCAUCCAUUCAUCUGCACGCUCUUUCAUCCUUGAGAACAGAGCCAAGGUGGACCCAGAUGCGGACAAGACAAUUCUAGAAUCGUGCUUGGCUUACCUAUCGAAUUCGGAGGUUGCAAGUGGUCCUUCCACAUCAUUCGAUCGGUUUGCACGUCGUCUUCGCUCCAACCCGUUCCUAGAGUACGCCGCUCGUUUUUUCGGCUACCACGCUAGAUCAGUCGAAGAGCGUUGCCUGCCGGAACUGAGACGGUUUCUAGAGAACAAAGGCUUGCGCGAGGGCACUUGGCAAGUCCUUCACUUCGGCUACGGCCUCGACCAUACCCUGGCUCAGGACGUCUUUGAUGGCCUGCCAAGUCGUGCAUCGGUCCUUCAUGUCGCCUCUUACUGGGGCUUCCCACGCCUUCUUGCGUCUGUAUUGGAAGGGAGCAAACGUUCCUCAAGUGGGCUCACCCGCAUUAUCAAUGCCGAAGAUUCGCACGGUUGGACGCCUUUGCAUUGGGCUUCCAGCAUGGGACAGGUAGACUCUGCGAAAAUCUUGCUGAGCUCCGGGGCGGCUGUCGAUCCCUUGGACUCUGCCGGGUGGACACCCCUAUUCUGGGCCGCAAUCAAAGACCAUCACGAUGUGGCAAGUCUGCUUGUUUCUCAUGGAGCAAACGUGCAUCAGUUGGACCCCAACGAGAUGACCCCUCUGCAUUGGUCUGUGGCUGCCGGACAAGCCGCCACAACUCGACUCCUGCUCAACUUCGUGGAGAAAGCUCUUGCUCCGGAGUCCAUGAGACUGGAAAGACUCCGGGAUGUGGAAGGCGGAGACAGCUUAUCCAUCUCUCAGGCGAAACGCAUGGUCGCGCCAUUCCGCACGUCCAAAAGCCUCGUUCAGCUGUCCGCAGAGAGUCUAGAUGCCGAAUGCUUCUCCGACCUUUUGCAGAGAGCUGAGCACCGAGCAGAGUCCGUGGGGUCACGCCACCGGGACCUGCCGGGCCUCGACUACGGUAUCGACGCUCUUUUUCGAAAUCUAUGGAGAGGGAGGAGCAAGGUUGAUCUGAAGUUCUGGCUUGGAAAGCGAUACAAAGACCCACUGAGAGCCUCCAGGGUCAAGCUUCUCGAAUGCGCCAUCCAGGGCCAACAUGUCUCUCUCGUGAAAGCACUGCUUGAUCUCGACAAGGAGUUGGCGCAGGAUCUGAACAGGGCAACUCUAGGCUUCAAUGGCGGCUAUCUCCUCCACGAAGCCUGCGCAAUUCGCAACCCGGAGAUCGCAGCUGCGCUUAUCGCCAAGGGGGCGGACGUGAACAAGCCUGGUAGUGACGGCUGGACACCGCUGCACCGCGCCUGUCGACAAGGCUCUUUUGGUGUCGUCGAGGCCUUGCUCUGCUCUGGCAGUGUCGAUAUAGAGGCCAAAGACGGUCAGGGGCUAUCAAGCCUCAUGACGCUUCUCCGAUUCGGAGGCUGGAGAGGCCAGGACCACGUCGGUGAAAACCUGGCAAUCCUGCAAGACUUGAUUGCACACGGCGCUUCUCUAUUUGAAGUGGACGAGAAAGCCAAUACCACGGCCAACAUCGCGAUAGGGCUGUGGGAUCCAGAGGUCCUUCAACUGCUCGUGGAUUCGGGAGUCACUUUGGGCAAGACUCAGCCAGGAGGCAUGACGCCUCUUCACUUCGCAGCCUGCGCCCCGAUCGAUCAUUUCCUGAAAUGGGUCAAGGAUGGGCGCCUAGAAACAACGAGAUACGUGAUACCGGCCCCGGCAAUCGAAAAGACUCUUGACCUGGUCUUCAGUCUAUCUGAAGCCACCGACAUGACCCUCACCUGCCGCAUCUCGUCUGGAACAAACAAGUGGAUUGAUGAUAGUUCCAGUUCCAGCUCUCACGAAGACCGCAGCUCUGAUGACUAUGAAGACACGGCCUUGGCUUUAGCAAUAGCUUCAGAAAACUGGGCAGUGGCUCGUCGACUACAUGGCCUGGGAGCGGCUUUCAAGACCAACAGACCACUUGAGCCUUUGCUCAUCGAGGCCAUCCGGGCUGGGAUGCCUGAGCUCGUACGUCUGCUGAUCAAUAACGGGGCUGUCGCUGACCCGCCUCCGCCAACACCUGUGGAAGACAGUUCGACACUGCACGAAGCUCCCGAGGUACCGAUAUGUGUUGCCGUCCGCGCAGCCGAGGGCCACAGACCGAUCAGACACGGCCGAGAUACCUGGUUCUAUUCUGCACCCCCAAACCACUUAGCUACCAGUGAUUACCAUUCCGUGGUCCAAGAAUUGAUCAGUGCUGGCGUCGAUAUCAACCGCGUCGACAGGAACGGCGUGAGUGCACUGGAGGACGCGAUCACGCGCGGGGCCGCCCCCGGCAUUCUCCAGACCCUUCUCGAGGCGGGAGCAGAUCCGUACCAGCCGGCAAGGAACGGCUUGGAUUACUUCCAGGUCGCUCUGCUGCACAGAUCGCCAGACAUUCUGUCCUGCCUCUGGGAAUACAGCCGGACGCACCCAGCUCCACCGGACCACUGGCUACACCACGCAGACCAUACCCCAACAGCCAACCAGGACGAAGCAGACACCCUCACCCACAGGUUUGUCGUCGCUCUGAGCGAGGGGUGCGCCGUCGACGCCAGAGACACCAAUGGGCACACAUUGCUCUUCAACGCAGCAUGGGUCGGCGAGUGUGCCCUCGCGCGAGAACUCGUAGCCCGCGGCGCCGAUGUCAACGACGCAGAUCCCUGGGGGUGGACGCCUCUGCACGCGGCCGUGAAGCAAAGCGACGCCGAAAUCACCAAAUUCCUCUUGGAGGCCGGUGCCGACAUCAACGGGAGGGUCACCAGCGAGACACCCUGGCCCACCUGGCUGGCGUUCCAACCGCCCCAGCAGAACACGGGGCCCUCAUUCAAGGCGAUACAUCUGGCUUUGCUUCGCAACUAUGAUCAGAAGGUGUUCCCAGCGGUGGUCCGGAUCCUACUCGAGCAUGGUGCAGACCCAUCCGAGACGGCUACUCGCAUCUAUUACCCGGACAGGGCCGUGGCUAAAACGCCAAUAGAAAUCCUGUUCGAGCACUACAAGCCCUUCAGGCCACUGAAAAAGCAUCAAUCACAGAUCGAGGACUUAAUUGAAAUCGCAGAGAUGCUUGUCGAUGGGGGCUGUGAGGUCGGAGACGUCGCGCUCGGCCUCUCCGUGGAGCAUGUAACCCGGUUCGAGGGGCAUGAAGAGCUGUGGGAGAAGCUGCUGGCGGGUAUGCAGGCUGCAAAGGCCAAAGCAAGGGCAGAGAAAGCAGAUGGUACCGAUGAGUAG
Messenger RNA from Thyridium curvatum, 4878 nucleotides. RefSeq lists its product as uncharacterized. Gene Ontology annotation, molecular function: protein binding. The transcript has 7 exons. The coding region runs from base 1 to 4878 and encodes 1625 amino acids. NCBI's taxonomy places the organism in Eukaryota, Fungi, Ascomycota, Sordariomycetes, Thyridiales, Thyridiaceae. The record is from RefSeq and is a predicted model, not a curated record.